AUGGACCAUGGAGAUAUGGGCGGUGGCCACGGGGACAUGGAUAUGGGCGGCCAGUGCUCGAUGAAUAUGCUCUUUACCUGGUCGUCCAAGGACCUAUGUAUCGUGUUCAGGCAAUGGCGGAUCACUGGCACUUUCUCCCUCAUCCUCUCGUUGAUCGCUAUUGUUCUGCUUGCCGCGGGUUAUGAAUGCAUUCGAGAGGUCAGCAGAAGAUAUGAGCAGGGCUAUAAUGCCCGCAUGAGUGCCUACAGUACCGGUGCUUCGAGUGAAAGCCAGUCGUUGAACGCAUCAAGCUCAUUACUCGUCGUAGGAAGAGAUUCCAAAUCCGCCGAGGAGAGAAAAGGAACCCUCAUCAAAGGGGCUCUCUAUGCCGUGCAGGUCUUCUAUAGCUUUUUUAUCAUGCUUUUGUUCAUGACCUACAACGGCUGGGUUAUGAUAGCAGUUGCUGUUGGUGCCUUUGUAGGCUACAUCCUAUUUGGCCGGAACUCCUCAUCGGCCAAAAGUGUGGCGUGUCACUAG
This is a messenger RNA of Exophiala aquamarina CBS 119918, 516 nucleotides long. RefSeq lists its product as uncharacterized. Gene Ontology annotation, cellular component: membrane. The transcript is spliced from 4 exons. Lineage: Eukaryota; Fungi; Ascomycota; Eurotiomycetes; Chaetothyriales; Herpotrichiellaceae. The record is from RefSeq and is a predicted model, not a curated record. The coding region runs from base 1 to 516 and encodes 171 amino acids. Gene Ontology annotation, biological process: copper ion transmembrane transport. Gene Ontology annotation, molecular function: copper ion transmembrane transporter activity.